CAUAUAAUGGGCUAAGCAAAAGUGUGUGAAUCUUUCAGUGUUUUUCUAGAAAACAAAACAAAACAAUACCAACACACAUCACCAAAAAUACAGACACUUCCCCUGCCACCAACAACGUAUGCCUAGAAGGAUAGCAUUCUAACAUGCAGAGUUCUGCCAAUUCUGAUACCUCUGCAGAAAAGCUGAAUUCUUCCCACCAAAGCACAGGAGCUGUACAAAUGAGGAUCAAAAAUGCCAACAGCCACCAUGACAGACUGAGCCAAAGUAAAUCCAUGAUCCUUACCGAUAUUGGGAAGGUCACUGAACCUAUCUCUCGGCACAGGAGAAAUCAUUCCCAGCAUGUCUUGAAGGACAUCAUUACUCCUCUGGAACAAUUGAUGGUUGAAAAGGAAGGAUAUCUCCAAAAAGCUAAAAUUGCAGAUGGAGGGAAGAAACUAAGGAAAAACUGGUCCACUUCCUGGAUUGUCCUUUCUAAUCAGAAAAUAGAAUUCUACAAAGAAUCUAAGCAACAAGCUCUUUCUAAUCUGAAAACUGGACAGAAACCAGAAUGUUUGGAUUUGUGUGGAGCACAUAUUGAAUGGACCAAAGAAAAAUCAAGCAGAAAAAAUGUCUUUCAGGGCUUGUUGUGGCAUUGCCAAGAUGGGAAGAUGGAAUUUCACCCACAAGAUGUACAUAAAGCAAUCACAACAGUAUCAGGAAAUGAGUUCCUUCUUCAGUCGGAUAUCGACUUCAUCAUAUUGGAUUGGUUCCAUGCAAUCAAAAAUGCAAUUGACAGAUUGCCAAAGGAUCAAAGCUGUACAUCAAGAAAUUUGGAGUUGUUCAAAAUCCAGAGAUCCUCUAGUACAGAAUUGCUGGAUCAUUUUGACAGAGAAAUAAAAGAACAAAAACCUGAACACAGAAAAUCUUUAAUAUUCAGACUACAGCACAGUGUUUCCGAUACAAGUGACAAAAGCAGAGUCAAAAGCAGAUUAAAGAAAUUCAUUAACCGAAGACCUUCCCUGAAAACUCUUCAAGAAAAAGGACUUAUUAAAGAUCAAAUUUUUGGCUCUCAUCUGUACAAGGUGUGUGAACGUGAAAAUUCCACAGUACCUCAAUUUGUAAAGCAAUGCAUUGAGGCAGUUGAAAAAAGAGGUCUGGAUGUUGAUGGAAUAUAUCGAGUUAGUGGCAAUCUGGCAACAAUACAGAAGCUACGAUUUAUUGUCAAUCAAGAAGAGAAGCUGAAUUUGGACGACAGCCAGUGGGAGGACAUCCACGUUGUCACCGGAGCACUGAAGAUGUUUUUCCGGGAGCUGCCUGAGCCGCUCUUCCCAUACUGCUUCUUUGAACAGUUUGUGGAGGCAAUAAAAAAACAAGACAAUAACAUGAGAAUUGAAGCAAUAAAGACUCUGGUACAAAAGCUUCCUCCACCAAAUCGUGACACAAUGAAAAUCCUGUUUGGACAUUUAACUAAGAUAGUGGCCAGAGCCUCAAAGAACCUCAUGUCCACUCAAAGUUUAGGAAUUGUAUUUGGGCCCACACUUUUGCGGGCUGAAAAUGAGACUGGGAAUAUGGCAGUCCACAUGGUAUACCAAAACCAGAUAGCAGAACUCAUGCUAAGUGAGUACAAUAAGAUCUUCAGCUCUAAGGAAGACUGACAGACAAGGCACAUUAUUGAAAAUGUUCACAUCUGUCUUGAUGCCUAAUAUUUUUACAUUUCUGUAAACAUAUUUCUGAAAUAUUUUUUUUCUUUCAAGUGACAGAUGCCUCAUUUUGUGAAAACUUAAUGACGAUUUCAUGUUUAAGUUCCAAACAUUAGAAUAAAAUAAUUGACAAUAUUUGCCUAUAUGUGUUCAAAAUUAACCCUUUAAAUGCCAUGCCACCCAGCACUUCUAAGACUGCAGUAUGGAUAUCUAAAGAUUUUCAGAAAUGUUGGGAAUAUAACUUAUAUUCACAAGUUACAUGUAACCCUAAUUCUAGAUUCUGUAUGUGUAUGUUAGUUCAUGUUUGUGCACCCUCAUGGGUAUAUGUAUAAUAAUUAGAGUGUACCCAGCUAGUCAAAAAGUGAUAAGGAGGCAGGGGAGACCCAGGUCCAGACCUAAAAUAGGCAUGUUUCAUCUUUUAAGAAUUUUUUUUUUUGCUUGUGGAUAGAUUAGCUAUUCUCUGAGCUAUACAAUGAAAGUUUUGUUGUUUUUUUAAUGUUGAAGGUUGGGUUUUUUCCAAAGAAAAAUGACAGCUCAAAACGUUUUCCACUGGAUACAUUUUUAAAAAAUACUAUUUCCCAUUCCCUAAACACAUCACCCUGUAAAUUAGAAACAAAAUUAGAGCCUGACUAUUUUGUGCUUAAUAACAUACAAGAAUUGCAUGGCUGCUCAUUUUUAAUGUUAACAUCCAUUUUGAUUCUUCAUCAUACUCUACAUCUUCCUCUUCCCUGGCUCUGUCAUGAUCUGUAGAAUUUUUAUUAUGCUCCUGAGGAUGCUUUAUUGGUGAAUUACAUUAAAUUCAUCUAGAAAGAAUUUUUUAAAAAAAUAAAGCUUUUUCAUAUGCCCUUAGGAUUUCUUGGCUAGACUUGAAUCAGUUUAUGCAUUUGAUGGUUAGUUUCAGUUGUCAUGGGUAAACAAAAGGGUAACUGUCUAGAAUAUAUCAAAUAUUGUUUUAUUUUCAAAAGUAUGUUUCUAGCUAUACAUAUCCCAUACCCUGUUUUGUGAAAGUAUUCUGCUGAUAAAAAUGUAGACUUAUGUUUGACAGCUUUUUAAUCAAGUUCAAACAGAAUAAAUAAAACUAAUCCAGUGUGGUAACAA
Molecule: messenger RNA, 2777 nt
Organism: Phascolarctos cinereus (koala)
Lineage: Eukaryota; Metazoa; Chordata; Mammalia; Diprotodontia; Phascolarctidae
Gene: ARHGAP15
Product: Rho GTPase activating protein 15
Biological process (GO): regulation of GTPase activity; signal transduction
Cellular component (GO): cytoplasm
Source: RefSeq, a predicted model, not a curated record